AUGGUUCUCAACAUCACACAAAAAAUCAAAUGUGCUAGACCAAAACUCACUGUGACACAGAAGGCCAACUGUCAUGAAAAGGCCAUUAGCCUCUCAAAUGCUAUCAAUGAGGCAUGUGAAGCAUAUCAGGAGGAAGCUGCAGUUAUUUCUGAGAAAUACAAACAGAGCAUCAAAUGGACUCGGCUCCAGUUGCACAAUGAUACAGGCCUGCGCAAGCGCAGAAAACCUAAUGCAUGGAAUGCAUUUGUUACGACAAACGGUCGUGUGCGACUAGGAUAA
This is a messenger RNA of Suillus discolor, 279 nucleotides long. RefSeq lists its product as uncharacterized. The transcript is spliced from 2 exons. The record is from RefSeq and is a predicted model, not a curated record. Lineage: Eukaryota; Fungi; Basidiomycota; Agaricomycetes; Boletales; Suillaceae. Bases 1 to 279 code for a protein of 92 amino acids.